AUGAGCGACGACAACUUUAGUACGCUGGAGCAGUCGUCGGAAGAAUAUGAUUCGGAGGUUGAUGACGACGGUGACGGUGUGAAUUAUAGUGCAAGUUUCGUGACAGACAAGGUUUUUCGAAUGUUUGAUGAAGCAGUUAGUUGGGCGGAUGCUGUUGCAAAAAAUCUGGGAUUUAUUUUGGUGAAAUCGUCUUUCAACAGACAGAGGGAUGGUCGGCCAUAUCGAUAUUUAAGAUGUGAUCGAGGACGCAGGAGUAAGCCGAGAGAUCUUGAGAACGCAAUAAGGAAGGACACGAAAACCAAAGCCAAUGGUUGUCCUUUCUACAUCAAGAUAUCUUACAAUUUUGUCAACGACUGUUGGUUUAUCACAGUGAAAAAUGAUGUAACUGGGACCCACAACCAUCCAAUGAUUGCGUAUCCAGAGGGCCAUCGUAAAAUAAGCGGGUUAAGCACGGAAGCGAAGCAGGUUGUGCGUAACAUGACCAAGUCUAAGGUAGCACCGCGUAACAUCAUGGCGACUAUUGCCGAGCAAUUUCCUCAGGAUCAUCCAAACAUCAGACACAUCUACAACUGCCGAAAUGACUUCAGAACCGAGAUGUCAAAUGGGAGAGGAGUUGUUCAGCAAUUUCUACAUUUGGCUAGACAGAGUCAGUAUGUCUACUGGGUAUUGUCUGAUGAUCAAGGCGUUUUACAGCACGCCUUCAUGGCACAUCCAGUCAUGGUAGACAUCCUACGGACGUACCCGUAUGUGAUCGGUAUGGAUUCCACAUACAAGACCAACCGAUACGGAAUGCCGUUCUUUGAGAUAGUUGGUGUGACACCGACAAAUCAAAAUUUCCUCGUCGGUUACGUCUUCAUGUGCAACGAGUGCACGGCCAGCUAUCUAUGGGUUUUGCAGAGAUUGAGAGACUUGAUCGGGUUUGAUAAGGAGCCGUCGGUUUUCUUGACUGAUCGUGAGCUGGGGCUAGUUGCAGCAUUGAGGGAAGUGUUUCCAAGGACCUUGCACUUACUUUGUCGAUGGCAUAUUAACAAAGAUGUUGAGGCUCGUGUCACUGAUAUGUUCAAAAGCAAAAAGGUCGGUGCGACAUUCAAAAACGGGAGAUGGAAACGUGUGAUGGACGCUGCAACCGAGGAGGAUUAUGAGGCUGCUGUAGAGAUGAUGAAACUGAAAUGGGCAAGUUAUCCAAAGGUGAUAGAGUAUGUUGAGAGGACUUGGCUUUGUCAUAAAACGAAGUUUGUGACAUUUUGGACAAACCAAGUUCUUCAUUUUGGCAACACAAGCACAUGUAGAGUUGAGAGCCAGCAUUCGGCCAUCAAGAUGUGGUUUGAUUCUUCGACAGGUUCUUUGGAUACCGUAUGGGCCCGAGUUCAUUGUCACAUUGGUAAUCAGAUCAUCCCUAUUCGCAAUGAUUUGGAGGCAUCUAGGUCGAAGAUUGGUCAGAAGUACCGACAAUUGCCAUUGUCACGUAUUAACGGCAAGGUGUCUCAGAAUUGUUUGAAGAUUCUCGACAAGGAGACGAAAAGGAUGAGGGAUCUGAGUUAUCAGGUGUAUGAGCGUUGCAGAUGUGUAUUGCGGGUGACCCAUGGUUUGCCAUGUGCUUGUCAGAUACAUGAGUCUUUAGCUCGAGAGACGGGCUUGUAUAGUAGGCAAAUUCACCAGUUCUGGAAGACUUUGGUUAUCGACAAUGGUAAUGACGGAACAACGUUCGGUAAUGACGGCGACCGAGGACGCCACACAUUUUCGAAAUCUAAUGGACGAGGUACUUGA
Messenger RNA from Chenopodium quinoa (quinoa), 1767 nucleotides. Its product is annotated as protein FAR1-RELATED SEQUENCE 5-like. The coding region runs from base 1 to 1767 and encodes 588 amino acids. NCBI's taxonomy places the organism in Eukaryota, Viridiplantae, Streptophyta, Magnoliopsida, Caryophyllales, Amaranthaceae. The transcript is spliced from 3 exons. The record is from RefSeq and is a predicted model, not a curated record. Gene Ontology annotation, biological process: regulation of DNA-templated transcription.